UUUAUUACAUCAUUUCAUCUUUACAAACUGUUGAUUGGAAUGGUGUGGUAAACAAACUGGAAGCAGAUAGUCUGAUGAACAAAGAAAAACUCGAAAAGGUUGGUUCAUUUUGAUGCAAUUUACUGAAGGCCAUCUCCACAUAUCUUCUCCAAAUAAAAAGGACUGCAAAAAGCAUUGUGGCAAAUGGUGAGCUAUAUAUAUAUAUAUUUUUUUUUUUGAGAAAGUGGCAAAUGGUGAACUAGAGGCCAGCAAACAUCAGUAUCUUCUUCACUCAUUCCUAGCUACCAUAGCAAUUCUCUCAAGGCCUUAACUUUAAAGAUCUUGGUUCAGAAAUCAAAAAGAAAAGACAUUGGAUUCGAACAUUUUGAGUUUCAGAAAAGCAUGAAAAUUAUAGUACUUCUGGGGGUAUUCGUCCUCGGUCGCCACCUCUUUGCCAAAUGGUGUAGGCGGCGCGAUAUUGAAGCUGCCACACAACCACCACCUUCAAUCUCCAGUCAUAAAAAAGAGACUCCAAUGACUUCCACUUCUUCUUCUACUCACCGGUGUGAGUAUGAUGUCUUCUUGAGCUUUAGAGGUGAAGAUACCCGCCAAAGAUUUACGGGCCAUUUAUAUAAAGCUUUGUGUGACAAAGACAUUUACACCUUCAAGGACUAUAAACUUCGGAGGGGAGAAGAAAUUUCAAAGCAACUUUGCAAAACCAUCGAAAGGUCAAGGAUUUCAGUUAUUGUGUUUUCUGAAAAUUUUGCAUCUUCCAAAUGGUGUUUGGAUGAACUUGUUUGGAUCCUUAACUGUAAGAAAAAUCUUGGCCAAGUGGUUUUACCAGUUUUUUAUGGAAUAGAUCCAUCAGAAGUACGUAAACAAGAGGGAAAGUUUGGGGUAGAAUUGUCUAAACAUGAAAAAAAUUUCAAGGAUAACAAUGACAAGGUGCAUACUUGGAGGACAGCUCUAAAAGAAGUUGGCAAUUUGUCUGGAUUCCAUUACAAUAAUGAUUGUCUUGAAUCAGAAUUCAUCCAGGGAAUUAUCAAAGUGAUAUCAAGUAAGAUACUUUGCCGCACACGUUUAUUUGUUGCUAAAUACCCUAUUGGAGUAGAUUCUCGUGCAGCGAAAAUAGAAAAGAUUUUAUGUAUUGAGUCAAAUGAUAUCCGAAUCGUGGCAAUCCUUGGCCUUGGGGGAAUAGGUAAGACUACCAUCGCAAGAGCUGUAUAUAACAAAAUUGUUGAUGACUUUGAAAAAGGUUUCUUUCUAGACGAUGUUAAAGAAAGGUCUGGGACAAUUGAUGGCAGAAUCCGACUACAGGAGAUACUUCUUUCCCAGUUCUUAAGCGAUGGAAAUUCAAAGGUGGACAUCAUAUCUAGAGGAACCAAUGUGAUAAAGGAAAGACUUUGCCAUAAAAGAGUUCUUUUAGUUCUCGAUGAUGUGGAUGAAGGAAAACAAAUAGAAAAUUUGCUUGGAGAUUGUGAUUGGCUAGCUCCUGGAAGUAGAAUCCUUAUAACCGCAAGAGACAAAGAUGUGUUAAAUACUCUCAAACCAUAUCCUAAAAUCUAUAUGGUUGAUCAACUGGAUGAAUAUGAAGCUUCCGAACUUUUUAGUUUGUAUGCCUUCCAAACAAAUGAACCUGAGGAAGCUUACUUGCAACUUUCAAAGCAGUUUAUCAAUUAUGCCGAUGGCCUUCCACUAGCUUUAAAAAUAAUAGGUUCUGAUUUGCGUGGAAAAAGUGCAUGUGAAUGGGAAAGUGCAUUAGAGAAGUAUAAAAAGAUUCCCAACAAGAAAAUUCUAGAAAUACUCAAAAUUAGUUACGAAGGAUUGGACCCAAGUGAAAAACAUAUUUUCCUUGAUAUUGCAUUUUUCUUCCAAGGGAAAAAGAAAGAUUAUGUUGUAAAUAUAUUAGAGGCAUGUUAUUUAUUUCCAAAUAUUGGUAUUCCAAAACUUAUUGACAAGUGUUUGAUAACUAUUGAUUGGUGCGGCUAUUUAUCGAUGCAUAACUUGCUACAAAAAAUGGGAGAGGAAAUUGUUCAACAAGAAUCACCACAAGCGCUUGGAAAACGUACUAGGCUACGAGAUUAUGCUGAUGCUUGUGCUGUACUAACUGCAAAUAUGGGAACGAAUGAAAUUCGAGGCAUAAUGUUGAAUCCACCUAAACCUAUUACAUUGGAAAUUCAUCCUCAAGCUUUCAAAAAGAUGGAAACUCUCAAGUUUCUUAUAGUUAAAAAUCUUGUCUACUUCAACAUGCCACAUUGUAACAUGAUAAUACCUAAGCCAUUCAAGCAGGUUUUGUGUUUUAAAAUGUUGAGAGGAAUCAAUCUUGACCAUUGUGAAUCCAUCGAGAAAUUUCCUGAGUUGUGGGCUCCAAAUUUAAAGAAAUUUGACCUUUCUUAUUGUAAAAAUUUGGUUGAGAUUCAUGAGUCUAUUGGAUUGCUUAAUAAGCUUGAAACUUUGGACCUUUCUGGUUGCAAAAAACUUCAAGCUCUUCCUAGAAGACUUGAGUUCAAAUCUCUAAAAUUUUUUUUUCUCGAAUACUGUGAAUCCAUUCAAGAAUUACCUGAGUUGGGUGCCCCAAAUUUAGAGAGUAUUAACCUUUUUGGUUGUAAAAAUUUGGUUAAGAUUCAUGAGUCUAUUGGAUUGCUUGAUAAGCUUAAAGUUUUGUCCCUUUCUUUUUGCCAAAAGCUUCAAGCUCUUCCUAGAAGACUUGAGUUCAAAUCUCUAAAAUUUUUUUUUCUCCAAUAUUGUGAAUCCAUUCAAGAAUUACCUGAGUUGGGUGCCCCAAAUUUAGAGAGUAUUAACCUUUUUGGUUGUAAAAAUUUGGUUAAGAUUCAUGAGUCUAUUGGAUUGCUUGAUAAGCUUAAAGUUUUGUCCCUUUCUUUUUGCCAAAAGCUUCAAGCUCUUCCUAGAAGACUUGAGUUCAAAUCUCUAGAAUUGUUUUUUCUCCAAUACUGUGAAUCCAUUCAAGAAUUACCUGAGUUGUGUGCCCCAAAUUUAAAAACAUUAUACCUUUCAAAUUGUAAAUCUUUAGUUAAGGUUCAUGAGUCCAUUGGACUUCUUGAUAAACUUGAAACUUGGGAUCUCCAAAACUGUGGAAAACUUCAAACUCUUCCAAGAAGACUUGCGUUAAAAUCUCUUAAAUAUUUUGAUCUUAGAGGGUCCACAAGCCUUGAGAACUUCCCUGAUAUUGAUCCUGAAAUGAAAUGCUUAGAGUAUUUAUUUUUGUGUGAGACUCGUAUUAGAGAGUUCCCUUCCUCAAAUAGCAUCUAUCAAUUCCAAAAACUCUGGAAUUUAUGUCUUUCUAUUAACAUACCAAGACCAGCCCGCAAUUCUUUUGAUGGCUAUGGGUUUUUACAGUUAAUAGGACUUACUCUCUCCGGUGAAAAUGUAACUGAAUUAGAUGAUUUGGAGGUCGAUUACUUUCCCACAUUGCGUGUUCUAAAUCUAGAAAACACCAAUAUUGUUACCAUCCCCGAAAGCUUUGUCAAAUUUACUAGAUUAACGGAUCUUUAUAUAUCCGAUUGCAAGCAGUUUGAGGAAAUUCAAGGAUUUCCACAAUCUUUAUGUCAUUUGACAGUUAGAAAUUGCCCAUCGUGGAAUCUACAAUCAUCAAACAAAAUAUUGAUUCAGGUCUUUCUCUAUCACUCUAUCGCUUUCAGUUGUAAAGAAAUAAUUGCAUUGCCUUUCCCCAAAUACCUAACUCGAUUUGCCAAACUGCAGGGUAUUGCUAAAAAAAAUGCAGAUAGAGUACUUGAAUCUUCACAUCGACCUCUCCGCUGGAUUGGUUCCUUUCGAGUACCAGGGAGUGAGAUUCCAGAUGAGUUCAACCACCAAAGCGAUGGAAAUUCCAUUUCAUUCAUGGUUGGUCGGAAUUGGAGAUUUCCAUAUCUUUUUGCUAUUUGUCUUGCCCUUGGACCAACUAAUGAAUAUGGUGGGUUUGGCAUUUACGUUGACGUCAAUGGUUUCAAAAUUGAAUGUGAUAGUUUUCACUUAAAGAAAAGUGAAUCUUGUAGCUUGUGGUUUUCUUCUGGACCUCUUUGUGAAUGGGAGAAGUUAAAUCUAUCUAAACAGAGUCAUCUUAAGGUUACUAUCAAGAUGGUGAAACAUAAUUAUCACGGAGAGUCAAUGGAUUCUACGGCUAUGAUAAAAAAGUUUGGGGUCCAUGUAGAAUGCAUCUGUUGUUGCAAUGAAGGAGAUUCAGGGCAUGCAAUUGCAAUGGAAACAACAAAUACUGCUGGGUUUGAAUAUGGUUUGAAGGGAUUUCAAGGUGAUUCGAAUAUGUCAUUAUCAAUCCCUAUGGACCCCGAGGUCCACCCUUUAAUACCACUUCCUUAUUCCUCAAAUAUGGAUCAUGAGGAUUUCGAAACUAUAAAUUUGGUAGGCUCAACUGUUAGUGAUGAGUUUGAUUUGGGUUCGUCUUCAGUGACCCAUGAAUUUGUGAAUGAUGACUUUGAUUUGAAUCUGUCUCCACCCUUGAAGAAAAAGAGGACAUCUUGA
Messenger RNA from Quercus robur (English oak), 4476 nucleotides. Its product is annotated as TMV resistance protein N-like. Bases 382 to 4476 code for a protein of 1364 amino acids. Gene Ontology annotation, molecular function: ADP binding. The transcript has 8 exons. The record is from RefSeq and is a predicted model, not a curated record. Lineage: Eukaryota; Viridiplantae; Streptophyta; Magnoliopsida; Fagales; Fagaceae. Gene Ontology annotation, biological process: signal transduction; defense response.